AUGGCUGUGCCUGCUUCAAGCCUAUGGGCUGUACCAGCAGGACACGGUGGCCUUCUUGAAUGGGCUUCUCGUGGAGAGGUAUUGAUGGCCCUUUGUGUGUUUCUCUCUCCGCUUUUCCCUCAGUCUCAGGAUCGCCUGACUCGGCUUCUCGACUUCUUCCAGCACUCUCCGUCCGCCGCUUCGCGCUCGCAGUCCUUAGGCCUUCAACGCGGCACGUCCUCUGCGCCCGCGGGAUCGCGUUUCGCCAGUUCUGAGGCACCCGGGAGGUCGAUCCCCACGCAGCAGUCACGCGCCGCCUCUCUCUUUCAACCGGCAAGCACCGCGGGACUGGACGACGUUCCGGCUAGCCGUGGUUCUUCUGGAGCGUCUUCAGCGCGGGAGGACGGCGCCGCGGACUCGUGUCUCCGAAGCGUCACGGGAACUGCGACUUCUCCAGAAGACGAGAAACAGCGCCAAACGGACCUGACUGUGAGUAUGCUCGAGGCGUCUCCCCAAGAGGUUUGUUCGUCGCUCUGCUCCUCCGGCAUUCCGGGGUCUUCUGUAACGUCGCCUUGCGGCUCCACGUUUACCUCUCCGCUGGUUUCCUUCUCGUCGUCUCCUCGCGCCUCGCGUUUGCAGUCUGAGGGCGACAGCCCCGAGGAGCAUCCUGAAGACUGCUCACUCCCGUCUCUUCUGCAACAGGGCCCGGGACCCUCGUUGGCUCCUGGGAAGGACAAGGAAGUCCGCGGUUUCCAGGCUACUCCCUCUGAGCUUGCAGCUGUGCUCUCCUGUAGAGGGAAAGAGAGGACCCAGAAAGGCGAGCGCGACUGCGAGAGAGCUCCCGAAGGCAGUGCACGGGAACUGGUUUUGUCUUCCACUUCCUUGGGAGGAAGCACCAGAGCUGCAGUGUCUCAAAGUGGCUCUGUAGGAUCCUCUCUGGAGAAUCUCUCCGAGUCUGUGACGUCGCUUGACGCAACGAAGGGAGAGAGAAGGCUGACACACACACUCCGUUUCAAGGGAAGCGAGGCAGAAAGAGGAUUCGAAAUCGACUCAGCAGACGAGGGCCUGGAAGGCGGGGCAGACGCAGCGGAUGAGGAAGAAGUUCCUCGUCCUCGAGUUCGGCGGUCUCUCGCAUUUUCGGCCACGGAAAUUCGAGAAGACACCUCCGACGAAGACGGAGAUACACCUGCGUGUGCACGGAUCGCUGAGUUCCGCCGGUUGGGCGGGUCCACGACGGGGUCGGGGAAGAGCGACGAGGAAGAGGAGGAAGGUCCUGCGGGCGGAGAUUUCGCGCUUCCGAAUCGCGAUUCAGAAAGACUCGAGCCGAGCCGUUUUGCUUCUGAUUCACGCGACGAGAGAAUCGAAGUGGAGACGCGGAAUACCUCUUCCUCCCAGGGUAGGUCGUUCUUGUCCUCGUCUCCUGCCUCCGACUUCCAGGGAAAGUCUCCCGCUUCCGUCCGGCGCAGUCGGCGGCGGAUCGAACAGACUCAAAGGCGUCCUCACCGUUUGCGGCGCGCGCGGUCGUGCCCGUGUUUAGAAUUUCGUCGCGCCUCUCGAGGUCUCAACUUCUGCUCGCCUUUCUCUGAUCAACUCCGGCGUCACUCUGUCGAGAUCAUUUUGUUGCCUGCGGCAUGGAAUCGCCGUGCAGCUCGCCCGUCUUGGUUCUGCCGUGAGUUCCCCACCGCGUUUUCCGACGCCUUUGCACUCCACACCGCAGAUGCGUUUAGUCUGAAUACGGCGGACCGCUUCUCGCCGCUGAAUAAUUCUGGCCCUUCGCAUCUCGUUCCUCCGUUUUCUCCACCUACCACAUCUUCUCCAGAACCUGCGUUUGGUGAAAAAGAAGACAGGGACCAGACAGCCACACAUGAGUCGGUAGACUCUCUUGGUUCUCCGCGGGACUUGCCUGUCUCUGGCGUGAAUCCACUUGCGUCAUCUUCGAGGUCUGCUGACCGCACAAGACGCUCGCGUUUGGAAGAAUUCGCCCUCGCUCUACGGCUGCAGAUGAAGGAAAACGCUCUGAGGCUCCAGCUUGUUCAGCGCCAGCAACGCGCUCUUGUCGAGAGCCAAGAAGCAGCCCGACGGCGGCAACAGACGAACCUGCAGCGUCUUAAAGCCCACCAGAACGCGUGUGCGUCUUCGCACCGUCUUUUCGAAAAAUGUUCGAGUUCCCGUGUUCCCGUCGCGCCGCACUGUUCCCCGUCGGACACAAACAUUGGCCGCCUUCCGGCAUUCUCUGGUGUGGCAGCGCCGCCCUGCCAGCCUUUACCAGGAGCUGCUGAGGGAGAAGGGAGAAGCCACGUCUGCGAUAUCUGGGGGUCCGCAUCUGCCGUGAUGGAGCAUGUCUUGCCUUCUCCAACAUGUGAGGCGUUUCGCCAUUCGACCGGACACACGACUGGAGCGCGCGACGUGGAGCGAAGAGCCACGACACAGCGUCAAGAGGCAGUGCAUUCUUCGCCUGGACGCGGAGGAAUGCUUCUGCUCUCCCUAAAUCUGAUUGGAGGCAUAGAGACGUCGCGAAGUGGCGAGACCUCGGAUCGAAGGCAUUGCCCUCUCACGACCGUUUCGUCGUCCGGUUCGCCUGACCAGGUAAACCCCCCCGGUCUGGCCAGCUCUCGCUUCGAGCGUGCAGGGACUGAUCCGUUUGUGUCGACUUAUUCCUUCGCGGAGAGACUUCCGCAUACGCAAGGGCGCGAGCGUUCUUCAGGUGUGCUGCAAUCUGUGGCAAGCUCGACCGCUUCCACGACUGCGCCGUCGCCUGUCGCCAGCGGUGCCUGUUAUCCGUUGCCCAGUCCCCCCUCCCCGGGCAUGACCACUGCGAGCGCGGCUCGAGGGCGUGCAUCUUGCGCCUCGCGGGGCGUCUUGGCAGCGGGUGAGGACGCUGCGCAAUUCCAGUUCCCUGUUGCGGCCCCGGCGGACUUGGGACUUGCGCUGCAUCCGUUGAGCAACUCGGCCUCCGCGACUGUCACCUCUCUGCCGCAGUGGAGAGACGCAUUGAUAAACGGGGAGGAAGGUGAGACGCAAGAAGGGGGGUUCACAUUCCGGGCAACCAGUGGGGCCAUGGGGAUGGCCAUCAGACCUCUGUCUUCCAUCUCAGCAGCGUCGGGGACAUCUACGGAGACAGCAGCGUUCGAAAUUCAACCGAUGGGAACGCAAUGGAGUCCGUCAACGGGAUCUGCGGGCGUGCCUUUCCGGUCCUGGUUGCCGACUUCCGCUUUCGACUUGUCUGCCCCGAGCGCCUCUUCGAUGUUUGUCGUUGCGCACCGCCCCACGUCGCCGCAGGAAGAAGGCGAAGGCUCCCGAGAGGGAGAUGGCACCGGGCAGAGCUCUCUGGAGACGCGGGAUCGAUCUGCGUCGCCUCCGCGGGCUGCGCCUAUCCACGUGCGAAAUUACCUGUACCGAGCAGCUGGGGUCGGCGGCCGUCACGCGUGGCCAAGAGAAGAUGCCGGGCGAGGCGAAGGCAUCCCGGCUGGGCCCCUCGGCGAGACCCUCGAUGGCGGGUCGCGAGAAGUAUCCCUUCCCUCGCAUGAGGCUGUCUCGACUGCGCGUGGCCACCGCUGUCCCCAGUUGCCGGGGCAGCGUCGAACGGAGUUUGGGCCGAGCGCUCCAGCGGGAGGGUCUGAACAUGUUCGAGGAGACGCGAGGGGACUUCCAGGUAGUCCCUCGCACGGACGCGCGGCACCCGCCAUGUCGCGCAGAACAUCUGGAGAGGCGCGAGCGCCGACUGAUUUGCAGGCCGCCGACCCUGCGACGUGGGGGCGCUGCAUGCAGAUGAGACUGGGAGGAGACGAGCAGUCGAGCUUUGCAUCUUGCAGCCAGCCGCUCGUUCACGGACGCUUCGAACACCACGUGCUCCUGCAGCAGCGACAGCAGGAGUUUCUUCAAAGGCAGCUGCUGAAAAGUGAGGAGCAAAUUCAAGGUCUUCGAGCGCUUAUGGACCGUCUCCUUGUUGUCAUGGAACACCUUCGGAGCAGAGACGGUGUGAGCAACUAG
Molecule: messenger RNA, 3969 nt
Organism: Neospora caninum
Lineage: Eukaryota; Apicomplexa; Conoidasida; Eucoccidiorida; Sarcocystidae
Exons: 2
Coding region: 1-3969 (1322 amino acids)
Source: RefSeq, a predicted model, not a curated record